GAAAAAAUUGAUGAAAAGGCAAAUUUCUGAUUCUCUUGGAACUAUCUGCAUGUUGCUAGCUGCUAUUAUACGGGGUGCUGCGGGAGCAACAUGCGGUUCAUCUGGGAUUCCAUUUCGAUUAGAAGUGCUGCCCAGUGGGCAGCUGGUUCUUGGAUGCGCCAGUCCGUCCUGUUUUGGCGCCGAACAAGGUGGUCGAUCGGUGAUGCACGACAGCAAAUUCGAGGAAUGUUUUAUUUAUUUAUCAUUUGGGCAGUCGGUACUAGAAUCCAGAGUUAUUGGGUUAUUCGGCCUACCUGGCCGAAGCUGUGCCAGUUUUUCUUGUACUGAGCCGCAUACCUGCAAUCAGCAUACGCCACUUGCACUGGGAUGCGUGUUCCACCUGUUCAUGCAAGUAUCAUCGCGCAACGGCUCACUGAAUCAUGUGGCAAAUAGGAAAUUUUCGCAUGAGGCAGAAGAAGGCGAUGAUGGCUUCUUCCGUGAGGGCGAUAUGCAGAAACCAAAAAGUCGGUACCAAAGCGCACCUGCUGAGUUGGCCGACUGUCCACAAACAUUUUCAUUGGGAUCAUGCCCAGCAAGCGAUUCUUGGGUUGGAGGAAUUCUCAGAGACGAGGAUGGAAAGUUUGUAUGAAG
This is a messenger RNA of Gongylonema pulchrum, 630 nucleotides long. Lineage: Eukaryota; Metazoa; Nematoda; Chromadorea; Rhabditida; Gongylonematidae. The record is from the annotation of a GenBank genome assembly.